CAUCUGAAUAAAUACGUUGCGAAAUUUCUAUUCUAUACAUUAGAUCGUUAAUAAAUUUAUUUUGUAAUCAAAUUAAAGAAAUACAUCUAGUUGAAAAUUGAAAUGCAUAAAAAAGUUAUAGUUGCUUCGUUAUUGCUUCUUUUUAUCCAAAUGUCAAAUGGUUUGCUUCGUCGGUGUUUUCAAUGUCGAUCUAGAGGUGAACUUGGAAGCUGUAAAGAUCCAUUCUCUUUUAAUGCAACUGAUGUUGAAAAUGAACCCGGAUUGUCGGCUGUACCAUGUGCAUCCGGAUGGUGUGGGAAAGUAAUUGAAGGUGGUGGCACAUAUGCCGUGGACGACUAUGAUCAAGCAAUACAGCGGAUGUGUGUGCAAAGGGGCCCUGAUGACAAUCAAGAUCGCUGCGCCAACACAGUUUACAAUUAUAAAAAAGUGUAUAUGUGCUUUUGCCAAGGAGAUUUAUGCAACUCAAGUUCAAAUAUUAGCAGUCAUUUUUGUUAUUUGGGACUUGUAAUAGUCGCUUUUAUAUGUAAUAUUUUCUUUUCCUUCCAACGAUAAAUUUAGAUUAGGUGUUCCUCAACACUCUCUAAAUUAACUUAUAAAAUACUGAAUUUGUUUUAUUCCCAGGAAGUGUCCCGUUUAGCCCAGCUAAAUAUUUGAAGAACGCUUGAAAAUAUAUGUCAUAAUAUUGUUAAUAAAAAUGAAACACGAAA
Messenger RNA from Bactrocera tryoni, 707 nucleotides. RefSeq lists its product as uncharacterized. Lineage: Eukaryota; Metazoa; Arthropoda; Insecta; Diptera; Tephritidae. Gene Ontology annotation, biological process: regulation of synaptic transmission, cholinergic; sleep; positive regulation of voltage-gated potassium channel activity. The record is from RefSeq and is a predicted model, not a curated record. The transcript is spliced from 3 exons. The coding region runs from base 103 to 552 and encodes 149 amino acids.